Odocoileus virginianus texanus is the source of this 347-nucleotide messenger RNA. NCBI's taxonomy places the organism in Eukaryota, Metazoa, Chordata, Mammalia, Artiodactyla, Cervidae. The record is from the annotation of a RefSeq genome assembly.
AUAAAUCUAAUUCUAGCCCUCCUAACCAACUUUACAUUAGCCUCAUUACUUGUUAUYAUCGCAUUCUGACUUCCCCAAUUAAAUGCUUACUCAGAAAAAACAAGCCCAUACGAAUGCGGAUUUGACCCUAUAGGAUCAGCUCGCCUACCUUUCUCUAUAAAAUUUUUCUUAGUAGCCAUCACAUUUCUCCUCUUUGACCUAGAAAUUGCACUCCUUCUACCAUUACCAUGAGCUUGCCAAACAGAUAAUUUGAGUACUAUACUUACCAUAGCCCUUUUUCUAAUUUUAUUACUAGCCGCAAGUCUAGCCUAUGAAUGAACCCAAAAAGGAUUAGAAUGGACUGAAUA